Molecule: messenger RNA, 1368 nt
Organism: Syngnathus acus (greater pipefish)
Lineage: Eukaryota; Metazoa; Chordata; Actinopteri; Syngnathiformes; Syngnathidae
Gene: stx8
Product: syntaxin 8
Exons: 8
Coding region: 106-822 (238 amino acids)
Biological process (GO): intracellular protein transport; vesicle fusion
Cellular component (GO): SNARE complex; endomembrane system
Molecular function (GO): SNAP receptor activity; SNARE binding
Source: RefSeq, a predicted model, not a curated record
GAGCACUGUAGUGACGUCACACUCAAACAGGAAGCGUUUUUAAGCAGCAGAUAAUUGCAGUACUCUGGAUUUUCAUCUUCAAACCUAUUUUCCCUUUCUCAAACAAUGUCUCAGGAUACCUGGUUACAAAAUUACGAUGCCACUUGUCGGCUGGCACAAGAAAUUGCUGAAAAAAUCCAGGAACGUAACAGAGAGCAAAGAACAGGGGGCAACCCAGCCAAGGUCAACAUGGCACUACGGGCAUCACUUCAAAAGCUCAAACAAAAUAUUUGCCAGCUUAAAGAUAGUGUGCUGAGGGAUUCUUCGUCGCGGCGAAUAAUGCAAUCAGAAGCGGACAGGCGGCAAAAUCUCAUUGACGACCUGCUGACUAGGGAGAAGCAGCUCAAUGCCACUUUUAAAGGCGAUAUCACAGAACCAGCUCCAUCCAGGUCCACCUUAUUGGCCGGAGGCGCAGGAGCAAGCGACGGAGUCUCCACCAACCCGUGGCUCAUUAAUGAAUCGGACGAAACCAGGGGGUUGACAUUUGGCGAGAUAAAACAACAGCAGCAACGAAUCAUCGAAGUGCAGGACGCAGGUCUCGAUGCGCUGGCAGAGGUCAUUAGCCGGCAGAAGGUCAUGGGACAGGAGAUUGGCAACGAGCUGGACGAACAGAACGAAAUCAUUGAUGACAUCACGCAUCUCGUGGAUAAGACAGACGGCCGCAUUCGCAAUGAGACACGACGGGUGCAGCUGGUGGACAAAAAGUCGGCCUCCUGCGGGAUGCUGGUGGUGAUCGUUUUGCUGCUUAUCGCGAUUGUCGUGGUCGCCGUGUGGCCCGUGUAACGAGUGCGGACGCUUGAUGGAAAGACUACCAAGCUUACAAUCUGGAUGAGGGAAUGGUAGGAGUCAAACACAGAUGAAGACAUUGUCUCCUUCAGCUUGAUCUGAUUUUAAAUCAUUCCAUUCAAGCUUUGCAUUAUUUUUCCCUACACUGUUAGACUGUAUUUACAUCGGUAAUGUUUCAAUUUGUUGGAUGGGUUUGCUAACCUGUCUUGUAAAGAAAGAUAUUUAAGUAAUGUCUAGAACUAACAAAAAAAAAAACAUCGUUUAUACUUUAUAACACCAUAUCUUCUGAAUGAUUGUAUUUUAAUGAAAGGCUUUGUUAUUUAUCUGAAUGAAUGCAUUCCAAUCUGAAAAAAAAAUACACAAAGCUCACAUUUUUCAGUGUAACAAGAGUUUAUUUGAAAAUUUGCUUUUAGUUCUACCGGCUUGGUAUAUUCAGUAGUUAUAAUUUUCUUCUUCAAUUAAUGGCAACAAUCUAAACGAUGACAACACAUGGGGGGGGGGAAAAAUACAAAUAAAAAGUUGGAAUAAAGGAAAUCCACAUUG